Molecule: messenger RNA, 801 nt
Organism: Lactuca saligna
Lineage: Eukaryota; Viridiplantae; Streptophyta; Magnoliopsida; Asterales; Asteraceae
Source: the annotation of a GenBank genome assembly
AUGUGGCCUUUACAUAUCUUCUUAAACAAACUACUGAAUGGAGGAUAUAAUGUUCAUGAAGAUGAUGUAAAUUCGGUUGCAUCACACAACUUCAACACAACAUUCAGAAACGAGAAAAAAGGCAAGAAAGACAUUUUGGUAAAAUCACACUUCAUUGAUGUCCCACAUAUAAAACAAGAACACACAUGGGAUUGUGGCCUUGCUUGUGUUUUCAUGGUUUUAAGAACCCUUCGCAUCAAUCAUUAUGAUAUCGAAGAUCUUCACGCAUUUUGCAAUACAAAUAGUAUUUGGACAGUGGAUUUGGCGUAUUUACUGCACAAAUUUUCUAUCAACUUCACUUACAUCACUGUAACUUUAGGCGCUAAUCCGAAUUUUUCAUUGGAGUCAUUUUACAAGAAGCAAUUAGGUGAUGAUAUAGUAAGAGUAAAUAUGUUGUUCAACAGAUCACGAGAAGCAGGGAUAAAUAUAGAGUGUAGGUCAAUCAAGGGAGAUGAAAUUGCACUAUUGAUUACGUCAGGAAAAUAUAUUGUCAUAGCUUUGGUUGAUCAGUUCAUUUUGAGUCAGUCGUGGAUAGAAGAUUUUUAUAUAUCCGAUUUUUAUAUCGGUAACUCUGGUGGUUAUACAGGUCAUUAUAUUGUGAUAUGUGGUUAUGAUGCUGUUACAGAUGAAUUUGAGAUUCGGGAUCCAGCUAUUUCUAGGAGUAGAGGGACAAUAUCGUCAAGAUGCUUGGAGAAAGCUCGCAAAUCUUUUGGCACAGAUGAAGAUAUACUCUUGAUUCAAUUAGAGAAUGCAGAUACUUAA